Apodemus sylvaticus (European woodmouse) is the source of this 1260-nucleotide messenger RNA. RefSeq names its product C2 calcium-dependent domain-containing protein 4A-like. The transcript is spliced from 2 exons. The coding region runs from base 104 to 1126 and encodes 340 amino acids. The record is from RefSeq and is a predicted model, not a curated record. Lineage: Eukaryota; Metazoa; Chordata; Mammalia; Rodentia; Muridae.
UGUGAAUUAGACCUCACCUGCUUUGUUUCUGCAGCCGGACCCAACGAGAUUGAAGAAGAAAAGGUACUCUUGUAUCCGCCACGCUCGGGCAUAAGCUAGAAGGAUGAGGCUUCUCGGUCGACUCCGCUCCUCUACUCCUGAGCCUGCCUUUUCCAAUGUGCUCACCCCGGGCCGCAUUCCAGAGUUCUGCAUUCCCCCGCGGCUGCCAGUUCCCGGCGUUCCCGAAUCACCGCUCCCCGCCGCCGCACUGCCUUGGCGCUGCGCGGCCGAGCCCGACCUAUGGCCACGCACGCCUGUCGACUGCGAGGACGGAGACGACGACGGCGCGGGCCGCACCGACUGGGACCCGCGCUCUCAGGCUGCGCUCUCCCUCCCGCACCUGCCCCGCGCGCGCACCGUUUACGGCUUCUGCGCGCUGCUCGAGAGUCCGCACACGCGCCGGAAGGAGUCGCUCUUCCUCGGUCACCCCGGCACCCCCCGGUUGGGACUUCGCCGCCGUGCGCACACCUACGCGUGCCCGCGCCGAGCCUCAGACUCUGAGCUCGCCACCCCACGCGAACUGGACACAGCCCCACCAGCCGCUCCGGUGCCCCGUAAGCGCCGCCUCCUGCGCGCCCCCGAUGGCCUGUUGAGCCGCGCGCUGCGGGCUCCCCGCGGUCGGGCCAGUGCGCGCCCUGCGUCCCGAGGCGACGAGCACGAGCGCGCUGCCUCCUGCGCGCCCCCGGCCCCCACCAGCCCGGAUCCCGAGCGCUUGCAAGCAGAGGCCAACGUGGCUCUCGGCCGCGGGGAUUGCACGCUGCGCCUGGCGGCCGAGUACUGUCCGCGCAGCGCCUGCCUCCGCCUCCGCCUGCUGCGCGCUGAGGGCCCGGCUGCCGCGCUCGAGCCCCGCGCCCUGGGCUGCCGCCUCAGCCUGGUGCUGCGGCCGUCGGGCCAGCAGCGCGCCAGUGUGGUCCGCCGCAGCCGCAAGGCCGCCCUGGACCAGGACUGCUGCUUCGACGGGCUCCCGGAGGAGCAGCUGCGCCGCCUGGCCGUGCGCAUCAAGGCCGAGAGCAAGGGCCGCGGGCUGGAGCGCGGACGACCGCUGGGCCAGGGCGAGCUGCUGCUGGGCUCUCUGCUACUGCUCUGAGCGCCGCUCCCCUGGCGCCCUGGAGACCUAAGGUACCUUGGCCUUGAGAUGCACAGAGACUCUUGGACCUCAGAUACUCAAAGCCUUUUGGACUCUGACAAUGACUUGGCCCUGGGUCAUACACAGCCUUUUGU